AUGAAGUUAACAAAUCCUCUUUUAUCCAUAGCGUGUGGUCAAUUUUCUCUAAGCAUUAUGCAGGUCCUAUUUAUGUUUUAUUAUGUGAAGAUAUAUAUGAAUGUCUUUCACGUGCCCCAGUUAUGGUUUAACAUCGCACAAGUUCUUUUCAUGAUUUGGAAUGCUAUAAAUGAUCCGUUGUUUGGAUACUUGCAGGACUCACCUCACUCCUGGAUGAAAAACCGAGCUUCCGUGAUCAAAUACUUUUCUCCAUUCCUAGCAGUGUCUUUCAUAUUCAUGUGGAUACCAUGGAAUACUACCGGCUCCUAUUUAGAAGGGAUCCAUUUGAUUCUCUCUCUUCUCUUGUACGAUGCUUUCUUCAGUUGCAUUUCUGUUGCAUGGAGCGCUCUCUUUGCUGAUAGCACGAAGGAACCUCGGUUACGCGUAGCGGCAAUGAAAUAUAGUCAAAUCAGUAUACUGAUAUCAGUGAACAUUAUUGCAGUUACAGAAAAACUCAGUCAUAGUCUCGAAACUUUCAAUAUUUUCUUACUGAUAGUUGUUGGUGUGAGUGCCAUCGGUUUUCUAUGUCUGCAAGUAGCUGGCUCCUUAGAACAGCCUCUUCCAUUUUCAAGAGUCGAGGAUGAGUCGGAGAACUUGUUGGAAUCCAAUCAUGCAGAUAAAAGCUUGAAGUCAUCAGAUUCAUUGGCACAUGCUUGGACGUUGACAAAAGAAAUUGUGAAGAAUAAAAGCUUCUUGCUCAUUAUGAUUGCUAACUUUCUACACACUGGCAGAAGUGUAGCGCAUAUGAAUUUCGCUUCUACCGCUACAGAAAUCCUCAUUUCGCAAUCAGUAUUACCCAAGGGCUCGUUACGCUUGAGCGUGUUUUAUGCUGUCUUAACGCUUGGACCGCAAAUUUUGUUAAUUCUGAAUGAGAGGACAAUUUUAAAAUACGGGGCAGCUAAUGUGCUGAAAGCAUCAUAUAUCCUCUCUGUUAUUUCUUCGGGUUUUUUCUUAUUUGGUACAAACUCUUAUGUUAUAAUGAUAUUCAUGCUAGUUGAUAGUAUCACGGUUCAUUCAGCUGCUCCUCUGUUCAAUAUAGUUAUAUCCGAUUUUGUGGACGACGAUGCUAAACGCAAUAACCGACGAUCCACUCUAUCUUCCCUGAUAUUCAGUCUGAAUGCUCUGUUCGUCAAACCCGCUCAAUCACUAGCACCUGUAGCCAUUGUAUAUUUUUUGAAUGGGUUCGGGUAUGAUGAUUAUACAUCGAAAAAAGUGAUUUCUUCUAGUUUAAGCACUGGGAUGUUAUUUGUUCUGUUUGGAACACCUUUAAUCUUAGGUGGGAUCCAAAUGUUGUUCUUCAGAGCUUUUUCUUUGACUCAUAUUCAUCACAAGAAAUCUGAUAUAACAGAACUGUGA
Molecule: messenger RNA, 1395 nt
Organism: Auanema sp. JU1783
Lineage: Eukaryota; Metazoa; Nematoda; Chromadorea; Rhabditida; Rhabditidae
Source: the annotation of a GenBank genome assembly